AUGUCGGCCUCGGUCACGGCCAAGGUCACCGCGACCAUCGUCGGUGCGCCGUUCGCCACCGUCACCCAGACGCUCGGUGCGGCUCCUUCGGCAAGCGCGCACCCGGCCACCAUCUUUGACCCGGCGUUCGGCUCGCCUGUCGCGUUCGACGCUUCCAACCCGCUCAUCCUCUUCAUCGUCCAGGCGUUCAUCAUCGUCGGCCUGUCGCGCCUGCUUCACCUCGGCCUGCGCUACCUGCGCCAGCCAAGGGUCAUCUCCGAGGUCAUCGCGGGCAUCCUCGUCGGGCCGUCAGCUCUCGGUCGAGUUCCCGGGUUCACGAGCAACAUCUUUCCACCGGCGAGCGUGCCGUUCGUCAGCCUCGUCGCCAACAUCGGGCUGUGCCUCUUCCUGUUCCUCGUCGGCCUCGAGGUCGACUUUUCCCUGUUCCGCCGCAACGUGGCCAUCUCGUCGACCAUCUCGCUCCUCGGCCUCGUCAUCCCGUUCGGCCUCGGCGCCGCCGUGUCCAAGGGCAUCUACGACCGCUUUGUCGACGCGGCGACGGUCGACUUUGGGACGUUCCUCUUGUUCAUCGGGACGGCCAACGCCAUCACAGCGUUCCCCGUCUUGGCGCGCAUCUUGACCGACGAGAACUUGCUGCGGGACCACGUCGGCGUCAUCGUCCUCUCGGCCGGCGUCGGCAACGACGUCGUCGGCUGGGUCCUCCUCGCGCUCGCCAUCGCCCUCGUCAACUCGACGUCGGGCCUCAUCGUCCUUUACGUCAUCUUGACCUCGAUCGGCUGGACGCUCGCCCUGUGGUUCCUCGGCCGGCCGCUGCUCAAGUUUGUCGGGCGCAAGACGAGGAGCUUUGGUGAGCACGGGCCGAGCCAGAGCAUGACGGCGUUCGUCCUGUUCCUCGUCUUGACGAGCGCGUGGAUCACGGACCGCAUCGGCGUCCACGCCAUCUUCGGCGCCUUCCUCGUCGGCCUCGUCGUGCCCAAGGAGAUCCGUGCGCCCCUGACGGAAAAGAUCGAGGACCUCGUCACGGUCCUGUUCCUGCCGCUGUACUUUGCCCUGUCGGGCCUCAAGACGGACCUCGGCCUCCUGAGCGACGGCAGCAUCUGGGGCUGGGUCGUGUGCGUCUGCGUCGUCGCGUUCGCGUCGAAGUUCGUCUCGUGUGGCGGCGUCGCCAAGCUGUACGGCAUGGACUGGCGCGAGUCGGGCGCGGUCGGAUCGCUCAUGGCCUGCAAGGGACUCGUCGAGCUCAUCGUCCUGAACAUCGGGCUCAACGCCAAGAUCCUCAACCCUCCCGUAUUCGCCAUGUUCGUCGUCAUGGCCCUCAUCACGACGUUCGUCACGACGCCGCUCACGCUCGCGUUCUACCCGUCGUGGUACCGCAUCAAGGCCGAGCGCCUCCGCCGCGGUCUCGCCGCCGUCCCGCCCGCACAGGACAAGGCGCUCACGGGUGACGUCGGCGCGUUCGGCGACGAGCGCCGCCGGACGAGGUUCGCCGUCGUCGUCGAGCAGCUCGAGCACCUGCCCGCCGUCAUGGGCUUCCUCCGCCUCGUGCAGCCUGCGCCGAGCGCGCCGGCGCACCGCGUUAAGCAGGUCGAGGCGCCUCCUGUCGUCGGCGAGAAGGGCGAGAAGAAGGCGGCGGCGCACGACUCGGACAGCGACGACGGCGACUCGGCCUCGCCGACCUCGCUCUCAACCCGUGCCGCCAACGGCGCCUCGACCUCGUCGCCCUCGAGCGCGAUCCAGCUCGCCCUCCUGCGCAUCGUCGAGCUCACCGAUCGCACCUCGGCCCUGUUCCGCUCCGCCGAGUCCGAGCCGGCCCUCCUGCGCGCCGACCCGCUCUCGGUCGUCCUGCGCGCGUUCGCCCAAGGGCUCGGCGCCCACGUCAAGCGGUUGAGCCUCGCGCUCGUCAAGACGGACGACUAUGCGCGGCAGGUCGCCAGCUUUGUCGAGGAGACCGAGAGCGAGGUCGUCGUCCUCCCGUGGGCGCUCCCCUCGCCGGCCUCGUCGUCGUCGUCGGCCGUCACUGCGCCCGCAACGUCGACAUCGGCUGCGGCGGGCGCGUCGUCGUCGUUGAACGAUGCCGGCGUCGCCGAGUCGUGGCUGCCGAACCCGCUCGAGGGCCUCUUUGGCGGCUCGUCGGCGAGCGUGUCGGUCCAGGGCGCCGUCGGGUACGCCUCGGCGCUGCGCGACGUGUUCGCCGAAGCGCCGUGUGACGUCGCCCUCUUCCUCGACCGAGCGUCGUCGGCCUCGGCGAGCGACAACGACCGCGUCGUCGUCGCCGGCCAGGCGCACCUCUUCAUGGCGUUCCACGGCGGCAGCGACGACCGCCUCGCGCUCGCGCUCCUCGCCCAGCUCGUCAAGGCGCACCCGGGCCUGUCGGCGACCGUCGUGCGCGUCGAGCGCGCACCCGAGGUCACGCCCGCCGACCGCGCGCUGCUCGGCACCGAGCUCGGCGAGGACGAGGGCGAGGGCGGCGAGGCGAGCAAGACGCUGUCGCGCGAGACGGGCGAGCAGCCUCUCUUUACGGUGCACGGCGGCGCCGGCGCCGGCGACACGCUGUACCCGACCGUCGGCGGCGCUCACGGCGCCGGCAUGCAAUCCGAGACGGAGGACGACGUCCUCGUCUCGCGCCUCUUCCCCUCCUCGACCACCGCCACCUCGUCCGACGCCGACUCGGACCGCCGCAUCGCGUUCGCCAGCGUGCGUUCGGGCGUCCCGCUCGCGCACGCCCUCGCGCGCCUCGCCAAGCUCUGCUCCGAGCUCGCCUCGUCGGCGUCGGGGGCGCGCGUCCCGCUCGUCGUAUUUGCCGGCCGGGGCCGCCGCGACGCACCGUCGCACUUGGGCGAGCUGCGCGCGCUCCUCGGGAGCGCGAGCGCGGCUGGGACGCUGCAGCGGUCGGUCAUUGGCGCGAGCGAGGUGCGGCGCGCGCUUGGCGACGCGGCGAGCGCGGUCGUGCUCGAUGCCGAGAGGCGCGGUGGGGACGAGACGGUCGUCGUCGUGCAGCGGGGCGGCAAGCGCGGGAGGGUGCCGCGCUCGAAGGGCGUGAGCGCCUGGGGCGCGGGCGAGCUCGUCAAGGGCAACGGGGCUUGA
Molecule: messenger RNA, 3084 nt
Organism: Rhodotorula graminis WP1
Lineage: Eukaryota; Fungi; Basidiomycota; Microbotryomycetes; Sporidiobolales; Sporidiobolaceae
Exons: 10
Coding region: 1-3084 (1027 amino acids)
Biological process (GO): proton transmembrane transport
Cellular component (GO): membrane
Molecular function (GO): antiporter activity
Source: RefSeq, a predicted model, not a curated record